Ascochyta rabiei is the source of this 858-nucleotide messenger RNA. Its product is annotated as Sulfite oxidase. The coding region runs from base 1 to 858 and encodes 285 amino acids. The transcript has a single exon. Gene Ontology annotation, molecular function: oxidoreductase activity; molybdenum ion binding. The record is from RefSeq and is a predicted model, not a curated record. NCBI's taxonomy places the organism in Eukaryota, Fungi, Ascomycota, Dothideomycetes, Pleosporales, Didymellaceae. Gene Ontology annotation, cellular component: mitochondrion.
AUGCGCACGAAGUUGAAGGAAGUGUCGGGCAUUGAUUGGUUCGAUGGCGCAGUGAUGAACUGCAAAUGGACUGGACCACUACUCAAAGACGUCCUCAACAAAGCUGGCGUGAAAGUGGAGAAAGAGAAGUGGAGCGAUGCACAUGUUGCAUUCUCGUGCUUCCAAACACCAACCCAGGACGACGAGUACUACGGCGCCAGUAUACCCUUGUCACGAGCCAUGGAUGCCAAUAGUUCGAUCAUAGUCGCCUUGCAGAUGAACGACAAGCCCCUCACGCCGAAUCACGGCGCACCGGUCAGAAUUGUCACACCGGGUAUCGCUGGUGCGAGGAGUGUCAAGUGGCUGGACCGCAUCACUGUGCAGAUGAGCGAAAGCAGUAGCUACUACCAGCAGCAUGACUACAAAAUCCUACCACCGGAGGCCGACUGCAAGGAGAAGGCUGAAGAAUGGUGGGGCAAAGUCGGAGCACUGCAAGAUAUGCCGAUCAACAGUGUCAUUGGCGUGCCGAAAGCAGGGUCGACCGUUCAGCGAGAUGAGGACGGAGCAAUAGAGGUCAAAGGCUACGCUCUGCCAAGUGGAUCUGACGGGCCAAUCACCAAGGUCGAGGUCAGCGUUGAUGGCGGAAGGACGUGGGUGGGCGCAGAGCUGGACCAAAGCCACGAAGACAAAGACGCAGAAUUGAAGUGGGCUUGGACUCUGUGGAAGGUGAGAGUCAAGGUUGAGAAAGGCAAGGACGUUGUCAUCUACAGCAAAGCAACAGAUGGGAGCGGGAACACGCAACAGAAGAGUGUUGAGUGGAACUUUCGAGGCGUGGGAUACAAUGCAUGGGGGGAGGUGUCUGGCAUCGAAGUCGUUUGA